AUGUACUCUAAAUCUGAACGUAAAUUCCUGCAGCCUGACAAGGAUCAUGCAAAUCCAAGAUUGGGACCUGGAUGUUACGCUGCAGAUGACACUACACUAAUUGCUGGAAAACUAGUUGGUAAUGAUGGAUACGCCCCAUUCACAUCACUGUCACCACGUAAAUCAUAUUUUGAUACUUUUAUUAUCAACGGACCUGCUCCAGGUACAUAUGACAAUGAAUUGGGCGUAUGUGCUACUCAUCGUAAAGACCCUGCAUCCCUUUUUGGUAGAUCUCGCUCCAAUCGGUUUAUGCAAAAUGCUUCGCCUACACCUGGUCCUGGUGCUUACAUCAGUCUUUCUUUACAAUCCAGCUCUCAUGAAUUAAACAACGGUUCGCGCACACGUAAACCCAAUAUCCAUAAACUUUCGUUAAUGCAACAGCCAGUUGGAGUGGAACUAUCUAGCAAUGAUGUAUACAAUCCAACAUGUGCUCCUAAAUAUAUUAAAAAAACAAGUCGUACAGAAAUCGAUCAAAACAACUCGACAGAAGCAUUUUCUCAACGCCAUGUUGCAGGAACUGACAUGGAUGAAGUGGCGGAUCUGGAAACUGAGACGCUUUCUGGACCUGAAGCAAAACGUGUAUCAUUUUCUCAAAGAACCAAUCAUUCUCAUGACGAGGAUCAUCACAGCGAAAAUCAUUCUGGCAAUGAUCAUUGCUCAAACAAACACCAAGGAAAUAUUGUUUGGAAACGAAAAUAUGUUCCUCCAAGUAUUCCUGCUGGACGAUAUGCAUUUGGAUACAAAGAAAACACUGAUGGAGAUUUAAUGCCUCGUAAACCACCAAAAAAGAUUACCGAGGAUGAACCCCUAUACUUGUCUUCGUUUGCCGAAAAGGCAAAACACGAAUCCAGAGGACAUAAAUUCACAAAAGGUGGUGAUCGUCUUCAUUACAAACCCACUGAAGCACCUGGACCCAAUAGGUACAAUCCACUCAUGAGCGAAAAGUAUCUUAAUACAAAGUCAAAUGGAUCCGGUUCUGCUGCUAUGACACUCGCUCCAUGCAGGCGGGUUACAGACGAAAUUGUUGCAGAUUCAGUCAAAAGAGGGGUUCCUGGUCCAGGAGCUUAUAAUAUCAAGGCACCAUUGACUGAAAAACUUGCGCAACCAAAAAACAGAAUUCGGUUUGGUGGUCAAAAAGCCGAUCAUACCUAUAUUAAUCAGGAUCUUAUAAAACUGCCUGGUCCAGGAGCUUACUAUCCUGAGUAUUCAAGCCAGCUAAAGCCGCAUUCGCACAAACCACAACCAUUUGGAUCUACCAGUAAACGGUUUGAUCAUUUAGGAUUGCUUAAAUCAUCACAAGCUCCUGCCGUUGGAUCGUAUGAAAUUGAAAAAAUCAACAGUAUUUUUGAAAAAGUUCAAAAACGAGCAUUAGAUGUAUCACUUCGACCAGCAGCAUUUGGAUUUAUUUCAGAACGGUUUGUCGAAAAGCGACAAAUUGCAAUUCCAGGUCCAGGAGCAUACGAUCCAUUAGAAAACUCAAACAAUCAUUCACGUUUUGCAAACCCGAGUCUCAAAGAGCAUACAGAGAGUCGCAAAAAACACAGUCACAUUAAAAAAAUAGCACAUCCUAGUGGCAUGACACAAGUAUUUUUUGGAAAUUUGCAAUUUCCAGCUUCAAAAGUGCAUUCAGUCAUAUUUGGAACUCAAACAGAGCGGUUUGCAGAAUCUACUUCAGAUCUUCCUCCUCCAGGAGCAUACGAUGUGAUCAAUUCAUUUCAAGCACUAAAAACCAAAGGAAGGAUUGAAAACACAGGAGUGCUAGCUAGUCAGAACAAAAGAGAACUGUUUCCAAUGACGAGUACAAUGCCAGGUCCAGGAGAAUACAAUCCAGUGCUCGUGGAUCACAAGGAAAUACGCCGACAUGUUGGCGCGUUUCUAUCAACGGGAUCUCGAUUUGCAGAAAAGCAUGAGAAAGUGCCAGGACCAGGACCAGGCAGUUAUCCCAUUGAAUCCAAGAAUGGGUUAUUGAAAAAGACAUUCAACAUCACAUUGACUGAGUGGGGACAAGCAGUUGGAGCAUGA
Batrachochytrium dendrobatidis JAM81 is the source of this 2061-nucleotide messenger RNA. RefSeq lists its product as uncharacterized. Lineage: Eukaryota; Fungi; Chytridiomycota; Chytridiomycetes; Rhizophydiales. The record is from RefSeq and is a predicted model, not a curated record. Bases 1 to 2061 code for a protein of 686 amino acids. The transcript is spliced from 11 exons.